AAGUAAAAUAUGGGUGUUUUGUUUGUGUGUGCGUGUGGGUGGGUGGGUGGAUGAGAUCCAUAAAUAGAGCCCACACUCCUCUCUGUGCAUAAAUGCAUGGAGCUUUGGCCGGUGCACACAGAUGUCGGGUUGGAUGGAUAUUCGUGGAAAGGUUUACUUGAGUUUAUUUGCAUUUUAGUUGGAGCAGUAGGACAUGAAAGGUCUCUCACGUGCAAAUUAGUAAUAUUUCGUUUUAAAUUCGCUGCCGAAAGACUGACUUCUCAUUUGGUGCACCUGAAACGCACAGUCCGCAUCUGUUCGAGAGAGCCGUCCCUGACGAUGAACUGAGCCUUAAGACGUCUGCACUGUUCCUGGAAGGACAUCGAGGGGAAAAAAAUUACUUACUCUUGGAUUUAUCUGGACACUUUGCGCAUUGCGUAAUUAGCCGAAGAAAUGAGUUGGACUGUUAAUUAGGGCACACAUUAUGUUGGGACCCACCUCUGCGGGGAAGCGUGUGACGCACCGUGCAUGUUGUAAACACAGCAGGAACGAGGACAACGCUGUCUAAUAUGCUCGGGACACCUCGACAUCUGAUGCUGGUGGCGCUCGGUUGGCUAUUUUUGGUUGUGACGCGCGGCAGCGAAGCAGUUUCUAGUUGCCUGGACCGUGCCUGUAGUCCACCCAUAGGGAACCUGGCAAGUGGCAGGACCCUGUUCACCCUCUCGAACUGCUGUGGGAACGGCACAUCCCAGCAUCCUCUGUGUCCCCAACCUUCUGUGAGUCCUCAGGCCUGCUCUCAGGAUCCUCACCCAGUUCUUCACAUGACUGAUGACCCUUUCUUGCAUCCAGAUACCUGGUGGGCAUCAGGUGGAGGUAGAACCAUGCAGGAGCAGCAGGAUGAGAUACGUUUAGACCUGGAAACAAAAUUCUAUCUUACUCACCUGGUUUUGGUGUUCAAGUCACCGCGGCCUGCUGCCAUGGCCAUUGAACGCUCAGUGGACUUUGGAAAGACGUGGGAAGCUGUAAAGGUUUUUGCGUAUAAUUGCAGUGUAGAAUUCGGUUUGCCUGAUGACUUUGAUCAGCCAGGGUCACCAUGUACAUCCCGCUAUACUGAUGCUGCACCCUGCACGGGCGGAGAGGUCAUAUUACGUACUCUAAACCCCAGCAGUGCUAUGACACUCGACCCCUACAGUCCAGAGGCCCUCUCUCGCCUGACCAUCACAAAUCUCCGUGUCAGACUGCUAAAAUCCCAGACCUGUCGCCCAACUCUGACCCCCCCAGGACGCUGGACAAGCUUCACAUCCUCAGUCCGCACACCCCCAUCCAGUUCAGAAAACUCUGCUUCAGCACCUUAUGCUAUUUAUACUUUACUGGCAAGAGGCACCUGCCUGUGCCAUGGGCAUGCUGAGUAUUGUGUACCACACAACAAUGGAAACAAGGAAAUAGAGGACAGUAACAUGGUGUUUGGUAGGUGUCUCUGUACUCACCACACAGCUGGAGAUCACUGUGAUAAGUGCGCUCCGCUCUACAAUGAUAGACCUUGGAGGCCUGCCAAUGGAAGCAGUGGGGAGGCCAACCCAUGCCAGAAGUGUGAGUGCCAUGGUCACGCAGCUACCUGCCACUUCUCUCAGCGGGCAUGGCUUUCCUCUGGCAGACUCAGUGGGGGUGUGUGUGAGGACUGCCAGCACAACACAGCGGGGCGUAGAUGCCAUCGCUGUCGCUAUGGCUACCACCGCCGCCCAUCCCUGCCCCUCAGCUCCCCCCACACGUGCACACGCUGCUGGUGUGAUCCUCAGGGUUCUUUCCCUUCUCCACCUGGAAAGGAGGGACCCUGGUGCCACCCCAGGAGUGGCCAGUGCCACUGUAAAUCUGGUGUAGGGGGCACAAGCUGCAGCCACUGCCUGCCUGGCUACUGGGGCUUUGGAGGGGAGGGAUGCAAACCUUGCACAUGCCCCCACCAAUGUGAUCCAUUCACUGGCCAGUGUCUCCACAGCUACACAAAUAAGCAAAUGUUAAAUGUGCCCAUUGGUGGGAAAAUACCUGAUUUGGAUCAUUUGUUGCCAACUGAAGAAGAAGCACACUUGUCUCAGGAGCUCACAGUCUCUGCUCUGCAUUACACAGGGAAGUGUAGCUGUAAAGAGAAAAAGCUGAGAAGUGUAUCUGAACUCUGCAAGACCAAACCUGAUUAUGUCAUCAAGGCCAAUGUGUUGUCUGCUCAUGACAAAGGCAGCCACGCAGAAGUUCAUGUCAAAGUUCGCAAGGUCCUUCGAUCAGGUCAGGUGGCGCUGCGCUUAGGAACCGCCAACAUCUAUCCUCUGUCCUGGACCAGCCGUGGCUGCACAUGCCCCAUAUUAAACCCAGGUAUGGAGUACCUGCUUGCAGGCAAAGAGGAGCCUGGAACGGGCCGUUUGCUCGUCACUAUGCAGAGCAUCGUGGUUCCAUGGACACCUCGUGUAGGUCUGAUUAUAUCAAACAGCCUGAGAAAUGGAUGCCGCUGAUCCAUAUGAUCUAAAUAUGAGGAGGAAUGCAAUCCAGAAGGAUUUUACUAGAUACUCAUGAGUGAGUGACCAAUUCAGAUAGUGGACUGAAAAUCCAAGGGUCAAACUUGUCCAGCUCGUUGAGGCUUCAUAACUGAAGAGAAGCAUCCAACAUGUGGGCAAGAGAGUGAAUGGAUGUUAAAGUGGUCUGACUUAAGGUGCUGUACUUGAUGUUAAAGACCUAAUUUGUAUAAAUAGUUGAUUUUAUUUUUGCUUGUUUUUUUCCCCCUUAUAGCCGGAUUCAUUUUGGAUCUGGAUACCUACUGCAAAAAUACUUUGAUUUGUUAAGCUAACAAAUCUUCCUGUAAUACUACAUCUCCUUUUAUGUAAUUAGCAGAAAACCAAGUGUGAAAUACUGCAAUUAACAUAUAAACAUCAAGCACUUCAUCAGCUACAUCUGCUCAUAUAGAAAAUAUUUCAUCAGCCAAUCACGUGGCUUGGACUCUGGAUCUGCUGCAGUUUAAGCAUAGCAGAGAGGAAGAAAGGUGAUUUUAGUGACUCUGAACAUGAGCCAGGUGGGCUUAUCUGACGUGAACCCAUGGCUCUAUAAUUCAGGGGUGUACUGUGUGUAGGAGGCUAAUUAUUGAUACCUUUUAGUUCCAUUUGAGCAAAAUUCAAAUGCCACAGCCUACUCGAGUAAUGUUGUUGACCACCUGCACCCCCUUAUCAUUUCAGUUUACUCAUCUUUUAAUAGCUACUUUAAGCAGGACAACAUGUCAUGUUACAAAGUUCAUAUCUCAGCCUGCUUUCAUGACAAUCAGCUGAAGUAAGUGGGACAGAGGCCUGCAGAGUCACCAGAGUGCAGCCAAAUGUGAAUGUUGCGCUCACCAACCUGCAACAGCUGCGUAAAACUAUGAUGUCAAUAAAAAACGCAAAACUCUGGGACACUGCCAGUACCUUGUUAAAUCUGAGCAUUGAAGAAUGAGUGCAGCCGACUGUCUAAUAAAUAUAAAUGUUUAUCCUACAAGAAGCUGGGACGCUGUCCUCUCUCUUUAGAAUGAAAGUAAAAUGGAGAUUGAAAAUGUCAGGCAAUCAUUUUAAUUGGAAAAACCACGAGUGGUGACCACAGCAUUCAACUGAAGACUCGUGAUUGCAUUAACACGACAAAAACAUUAAUGCAUUCACAGGUGAAUGUGACAGGCCAGAUAGAAAACUAACAGAAGAGAUGACCAAA
Molecule: messenger RNA, 3690 nt
Organism: Oreochromis niloticus (Nile tilapia)
Lineage: Eukaryota; Metazoa; Chordata; Actinopteri; Cichliformes; Cichlidae
Product: netrin-4
Exons: 10
Coding region: 549-2477 (642 amino acids)
Biological process (GO): basement membrane assembly; tissue development; cell migration
Cellular component (GO): laminin trimer
Molecular function (GO): protein binding
Source: RefSeq, a predicted model, not a curated record